Messenger RNA from Telopea speciosissima, 441 nucleotides. RefSeq lists its product as uncharacterized. The coding region runs from base 1 to 441 and encodes 146 amino acids. The transcript has a single exon. NCBI's taxonomy places the organism in Eukaryota, Viridiplantae, Streptophyta, Magnoliopsida, Proteales, Proteaceae. The record is from RefSeq and is a predicted model, not a curated record.
AUGUGUACCCAUGAUAUUGAUGUAUGGACUGUGAUUGAAGAAAGUCCCUUUGUGAUCACAAAAGAAGCUGGAGAAAAAAUUAUACCUAAGAAAAAAUCCAAAUGGACUCCAGCGGAUAAAACACAUAUACAACAAUACUUUAAAGCUAUUGCAUUCUUUCAAUGUGCUCUUAGUGAAAAGGAAUUCAAUAGAACUAGUAUGUGUAGCACAGUUAAAGAGCUGUUUGAUACUCUUGUGGUUACCUAUGAAGGAACAUCACAAGCAAAACAACUCAAAAUUGAUAAACUUAUCUAUGAGUAUGAAUUGUUUAAAAUGCUUGAUGAUGAAAGUAUUUCUGAUAUGCUUACUAGAUUUACUAACACUGUCAACAAGUUGAAAAGCUUAGGAAAGGAAUACUCCAAAGCUGAAAAUAUAAGAAAGAUCUUGAGAUCAUUGUCCUAA